AUGUCUGAUUCAGAGAAUGAAACCAUUAUUAGACAAUCUACGCGUCCACAAACAAGAUCGAAAGGAAUAUUGCCUUUAAUUAUCAAUGUCAUUCUUGGCCUAUUAAUUAUCAUUGGUAUUACAGUAAUUUUUAUUGACAUUAAAAAGGUCGACACAAUAAUUGAUAAAACUACCACUGAUGCAUCGACAAUAAAAGCAACAAUUCUUACAACGUCAACUAAUUCUCAUACAACAACAAUGAAUGAACUAGAAUUCAACAAUUGGAAACAAAAUACCAUUACUGUAGCUGGUGGAAAUAAACAAGGACAAAGUUUAAAUCAACUCAAUCAUCCUCAGGGAAUGUUUAUUAAUACACCGAAAAAUAUUUUCAUUGCUGAUUUUUAUAACCAUCGUAUUGUUGAAUGGAAAUGGCAUGCAAAGGAAGGACAAAUCAUUGCAGGUGGAAAUGGGCAAGGAAAUCGAACAAAUCAAUUGAAAUAUCCAAUAGAUGUUAUUUUUGAUCAACAAAAUUAUUCGAUCAUCAUUGCUGAUUGGGGAAACCGACGAGUGAUUCGAUGGUUGAAUCAAACUCAACAAAUUCUCAUUAAGAAUAUUGACUGUUGGGGCUUGGCAAUAGAUAAAUAUGGAUUUCUUUAUGCUACAGAUUGGAAGAAGCAUGAAGUAAGACGAUGGAAAAUGGGUCAGUUCAAUGAAGGAAUUAUAGUAGCAGGUGGAAAUGGUGAAGGAGAUGAACUCAAUCAACUCAAUGGUCCUACUUUUAUCUUUGUUGAUGAAAAACAAUCUGUUUAUGUAUCAGAUGGACGCAAUCAUCGUGUAAUGAAAUGGAGAAAAGAUGCAAAAGAAGGAAGAAUUGUGGCUGGAGGAAAUGGUGAAGGAGAAAAUCUCAAUCAAUUAUCUUCACCUCAAGGAGUAGUUGUUGAUCGUUUGGGUGAAAUCUAUGUGGUGGAUUGUUGGAAUGAUCGUGUAAUGCGUUGGUGUGAAGGGAAAGAAGAAGGUGAAAUUAUUGUUGCUGGACAUGGUGAAGGAAAUCAAUCAAAUCAAUUGAAUCAUCCUCAUGGCUUAUGUUCUGAUCAUGAAGGAAUGCUUUAUGUUGCUGAUUAUUUGAACCAUCGAAUUAAAAAAAUUCGAGAUAAUUUUGUAAAACCUCGAAUACUGCUCUAA
Messenger RNA from Adineta steineri, 1161 nucleotides. The record is from the annotation of a GenBank genome assembly. Lineage: Eukaryota; Metazoa; Rotifera; Eurotatoria; Adinetida; Adinetidae.